GAAUAUAUCCCUCACUAAAAAUCCGUCAUAAAUUCCCUCACAAAAACUAACAAAUAAUCGUUAGGGAGGGAUUUGAAUACAAGGACAAAUUCCGUCACAAAUCCCUCUAUUAAUUUUCAAGUAUUUUAAAGCUGUUUUUUGAAUAUAAAAACCAAUGAAAAUGACCAAACCCCUGAAUAUAUGGCUGAGUUUCAAAAUUCAAAUCCCUCGCGUGUUCAUUUCCUUUCCUAGAUUCAUCGAUCGUCCUCUCGCGUGUUCAUCUUCCUCCAACAACACCGUUUCACCGCUAAACCAAAACUCUCCGAUUGAGUUUCAACCACCGCCACACAACGAAGAAGCGCCACCUCCACCUCCGCUUCUUCUCUCUGAUAAAACGACGUUUUUGAAGAGAAAGCGUAUCUUGUUGGUGUUGAGCAGCAGAUUCAUCUUCCUCUCGCGCCUCAGUCCCGGCAAUGCCGCCACUGCUUCAUCUUCUCCAAGAAUUCCUUGUUUUCCUAAAAGCUUAUACGAGGGACUUAAGGAAUACUGAAAGACGAUAUCCUACGCAUUUGGUUGCCGUGAUGUACAAUGUGACUCUGAAGACGGUUUUACUGAAACUUUAAUUCUUAUAAGUAUACAGGUUGAUUAACUGUUAAUACUUUGAUAUAGUGUUUGUUUACCGUUUUAAUGAUAUUCUGAAUGCUUCAAGAGUUGUUGAUUGUAUAAUGAUGUGUUGUGUUUCAUGAUCUGGUAUACAUUUGGAUUGUGAAUUGUAAUAUGAUUUAAUAUAUAUAUGAUUUUCACCAGGUACUAUGAACAUUCUUUAAGAGUUACAUUUUGACAUUGAUCUUUUCUUUGUUCCUUGAUGCAAAAGAAAUUUGUGUCCUGUAGAUUGUGGAAAAUGAUACUGGGUUGAGAUUGCACUGCAACUACUGAAGUUGUUAGAAUAGAACAAAAAUAUCAUAUUAUAUUGACAUCAUCUUGAACUAUCUAAUAGUAAUAGUAUAAGCUUUUUCUCUUAUAGUAUCUUUUAAGAUCAGUUUUUCUAUUAGUAAACCAAUUUUUUGGUUGAAAAACCAAUAUGAUUUGCUUGUUUUAAGCAUUCUGUUUAUUAA
Trifolium pratense (red clover) is the source of this 1094-nucleotide messenger RNA. RefSeq lists its product as uncharacterized. Bases 155 to 529 code for a protein of 124 amino acids. Lineage: Eukaryota; Viridiplantae; Streptophyta; Magnoliopsida; Fabales; Fabaceae. The record is from RefSeq and is a predicted model, not a curated record. The transcript is spliced from 3 exons.